Messenger RNA from Daldinia childiae, 723 nucleotides. Its product is annotated as putative hydrolase C21C3.09c. The transcript has 3 exons. Bases 1 to 723 code for a protein of 240 amino acids. The record is from RefSeq and is a predicted model, not a curated record. NCBI's taxonomy places the organism in Eukaryota, Fungi, Ascomycota, Sordariomycetes, Xylariales, Hypoxylaceae. Gene Ontology annotation, molecular function: acetylpyruvate hydrolase activity. Gene Ontology annotation, cellular component: mitochondrion.
AUGAAUGUUUUCCGUCGCGGCAUGGCGUCGGUGGCUUCUUUAAAACAAGCCGGUAAGGUCGUCUGCAUCGGACGAAAUUAUGCAGACCAUAUCGCCGAGUUGAAUUCCGCCAGACCGAAGCAGCCUUUCUUCUUUCUGAAGCCUACUUCCUCGGUUCUGUUACCCGGAGCUGGUCCCGUUAUCCGGCCUAAGGGUGUUGACCUUCACUAUGAGGUUGAGUUGGCCUUGAUCCUGGGCAAGCAAGUGAGAGAUCUUGCAGCAGAUGAUGAGAAGGGCGCUUUUGACGCUAUUGAGCACUAUGCUCUAAGUAUCGACAUGACAGCAAGAAACAUUCAAAAUGAAGCCAAGAAAAAGGGCUUACCUUGGUCAAUCGCCAAGGGCUUCGACACCUUUUUACCGAUCAGCAAUCUCAUUUCCAAAUCGGCAAUUCCUAACCCUCACUCCAUAGAUAUCUACCUUACUGUCAACGACAAUGUCCGACAAUCGGACAAUACCGAGCUCAUGCUUUUCCAGAUCCCAAGGCUAUUGAGUGACAUCUCCAAGGUUAUGACUCUUGAGAAGGGCGAUAUCAUCCUCACCGGCACACCGAAAGGUGUUGGACCAGUCGUACCCGGUGAUGUUAUGCGGGCCGGUAUUAAAGUCGAUGGCAAGGAGCUCGAGGAGAGCAAGAUUGAGGUCAAGGUUGAGGAAUCAACUGGCGCAUAUGAAUUUGCUGAGACAUGA